AAUUGACCCGCAGAGUCUUCAAAAUCUUUGCGGGCACGCAAUUCUCUUCGACCGACCUCUACAUUGACCUGAGACCAUUAUAAGGUCAAUGGUCUCAUAAUGACUCCAAAAGCUCCUCCACUGGAGCUUCCAGGUCAGAACGACACGUCCAAGACUAUGACUCCAAUCCAGCAAGUUGCUCAAGCUCCAUUGCAGGAAUCUCGCAGUUGGAAUACAAAGAACCUCGGACUCCGGUUGGCCUCUGACUUUGUUUCUGGCUUCUGCGCAGCUUCUCUGGUAGCUCCAAUUAUCACUGUCAUAGACAAGUAUUAUGCAGAAUGCCUCUGGUCAAGCAAGCCUCAAGAACUCCUUAAAGACAUCCUUCACUACCUUCCUCCUCCGACCUCACAACAUUGUGUUCUCCAAGCCCUUCGCCCUCAUCUGCAUGCUGUACGGCGGCACAUACCUGACAGCAAAUACCCUCGAUACGCUCACAUCCACAACCCAAAACAAGCCUGCUUCGCACGUCACCAGUGGCACUGCCAAAUUUGCAGCUUCAUCAACAGCAAAUGUUGGCCUCUGCCUCUUCAAAGACCAAGCCUUUGCUCGCAUGUUCGGUUCUGGAGGACCACCUCGACCUGUACCACUCCCAUCUUAUUUCCUCUUUACUUUCCGAGAUUGUCUCACCAUAUUUGCCUCGUUCAACGUUCCACCACUUCUUGGUCCUGUUAUUACACGAAACAUGAGCGAGGAGUUCUCAAAAGCAGUUAGUGGGCAGACGGUUGCGCAAUUCGUUGCUCCGGCUUCGGUCCAAAUUAUCAGCACGCCGAUGCAUCUGCUUGGUUUAGAUCUCUAUAAUCGGGGCGGAAAGCUGGAUUGGAACGAUCGGUGGGCCAUUGUUAAGAAGAACUGGGCAGUGAGUGCUGUGGCGAGGAUGUGCAGAAUCAUCCCGGCAUUUGGUGUUGGUGGAGUGAUCAACGGCAAGCUGAGGAAGAAUCUGAUGAGCAGGUUGGAGUGAAGCAUGGAUGGUGAUGAUACCCAGAUAUACACUAUCGAAGAGCGAGCGAUGAAGAUGGAGAAUUGAAAAGAAAUGGGGCCAUGGCUAGAAGAUGGAAUUAUUUCACGGCGUCAUCAGGCGUUAUUGGAAAAUUCGGAUUUUCCGAGAGAAGGGGCAUAUUGAAGGCGUUUCCACAACAUACAAAGAGGAGUUCAUUCAAGAGAUGACGCUAGUAUUUUGAAAAC
Mollisia scopiformis is the source of this 1221-nucleotide messenger RNA. RefSeq lists its product as uncharacterized. The coding region runs from base 311 to 997 and encodes 228 amino acids. The record is from RefSeq and is a predicted model, not a curated record. NCBI's taxonomy places the organism in Eukaryota, Fungi, Ascomycota, Leotiomycetes, Helotiales, Mollisiaceae. Gene Ontology annotation, cellular component: mitochondrion. The transcript is spliced from 2 exons.